GUGCGUUCUGUCACAAUGGAUAAAUGGAAGGACAUUGAAUUAGAGAAGAUGAAAGCUGGUGGAAAUCGCAAGUUCCGAGAGUUCUUAGAAUCUCAGGAUGACUAUGACCCAUGCUGGAAUUUGCAGGAAAAGUACAACAGCAAAGCAGCUGCACUAUUCAGAGACAAGGUGGCCACUUUAGCUGAAGGCCGAGAUUGGUCUGUUGAAACUUCAUCGGCUAGAAACUGGUCCCCACCUCAAACCAAGGUUCCACUAGCAUCUGUCCAUCGGUAAGCAUUAUGUGUAUAGCGUUUUAUCACUAUGUACUAAACAUAAUUAAGCUGAAU
Messenger RNA from Polypterus senegalus (gray bichir), 326 nucleotides. Its product is annotated as ADP-ribosylation factor GTPase-activating protein 1-like. The transcript is spliced from 2 exons. Gene Ontology annotation, biological process: regulation of ARF protein signal transduction; regulation of endocytosis. Gene Ontology annotation, molecular function: GTPase activator activity. The coding region runs from base 16 to 273 and encodes 85 amino acids. NCBI's taxonomy places the organism in Eukaryota, Metazoa, Chordata, Cladistia, Polypteriformes, Polypteridae. The record is from RefSeq and is a predicted model, not a curated record. Gene Ontology annotation, cellular component: Golgi membrane.